CGCGACGACUCCGCGCUUCGGAGCUUUUCGCCUUCGGCUGACCGUAAGUUCGCGAUCUUUUCUACGGGUACGACGACGCCGGUCUCCGCCUCACUCUCUCCGCGAGGUCAUCGUGCGAAUACACCUGCGUAUAUCGGCCGGGAAUCCGAGAACACCGUCACCCUCGCCACUUCCACGUCGUCGUUGCCGCUCCUGCCUGCUCCUGCCGCCGUCGCUACCUCCACCUCCACCUCCGUCGCCGCCGCCGACGCCGCCGCCGCCGCCGGCGGCGCGUACGAUUCUAUCGAUCACACGGAGUGUCAACGGGUGUAUGUGCGUACGAUGCGCCGGAACGUCCGCUACCGACGACGUCGCCGCGUGUCGCCGAAUUUUUUCGCGCGACGCCGGUGAUCACCACGCCGCGACCGCUUCUCCGACUCGUUUCUUCGAGCAAACGUCACUCGCGAUCGGCCGCGGUAUAUAAGGCACGUGCGCGGGCGGGCACAGGCCGACGACGCGGCUUUUUGUGCGACGGAGUAACUCGUCCAGUGAGAACGGCUUGAAGGAAGUCCGAGGUUGUAGUCGACGGAAAUAGACGCGCGGAGUAUCGCGCAAACGAGUCGCGAGGCGCAGUCAUCGAACGCGCGCGCUCGGCCGCGACAUCAUCGUCGGCGACAUCGCGACUCGGAGGAUCAUCGGGGAGAGACGGCGACGACGAGGACGACAACGACGGUGGACCGGCGAGUGUGCUGACGACAAGCGUGGAAGGGAGAAAAAGAGCUUCUCGGCCCCGCGGUGAAAUGAGCGGCGAUUUAAGUCGCCACGUGGAACGAACUGUAGCCCGGUCGCCGUCGCUGCUCCUCGUCGCGACGGAGUGUUGUUGAUUGUACGGCGCUCCAUUGUACAAGUUGCAACACUCCGUGACAAUACGAUAAGUAUCGGACACCAGGAGCGGCAAGCCAAGAUGAUUCUCCGCCGAAAGUCAGUGCAUAGCUGCAAUUGUCCCUGCCAUCAACACUGCUCCACCAAAUGCACAGAAGAUGUAGAGAGUAUGACAGGUGAGAUAGAAAAUGGAGAUUUAGCAGUUCGGGACGUUGCGGAUCUUCUCCAAGCGCAAUACGCUAUUAUCGCUGGAGGGAAAACUCGAGAAGGAUGCCCUAUAAUCACGUUUCCGGACAAUGGCAAUUUUCACAACUUGACCGAUUUGGAUUACCAGCGUCUCAUGCUCUACCUUACUUCCGUGCCGACGUUGCAAGAAGCUGAUCUCGGAUUUCAUUUGAUAAUCGACCGAAGGAAUGACAAGUGGAAUUCGGUGAAAACGGUUCUUUUAAAAAUAUCUGCAUUUUUUCCCGGUUUGGUGCAUGUCGCAUACGUACUGCGACCCGCCGGGUUCUUACAGAAAGCUAUCUCAGAGGUGUCGAACAAAUUGUUUAGGGAGGACUUUAAGUUCCGAGUCAUAUUCCUAGCUAAUGUCGCCGAGCUUCACGAUUUCAUAGAGAAGGAUCAGCUCACUGAGCAACUCGGCGGCGAUCUGCCGUAUUGCCAUCACACUUGGAUACAGAAUAGAAUCAGUCUGGAAAAAUUCUCAUCGAUGACGCAGGACGUGUCUCUCGCGCUGGAUUCCUUCACGCGACGUCUAGCUGAAGUGGAAUUCCCGAACAAUACUAUUGCUACGACAACAUUAUUGGCGCAGCAACAGGCCGAAUACAACGAAUUAAAGGAAGAAAUACUCAGCGCUGCCAGGCACGGUGAAGCUCUCUUGGAUAGCGUGCGACAGUUAACCGGGAAAGGAACGGCUGAUAGAUUGGGCAACGUUGCCGCAGUAGAAAGGCUACUCGUUCAGCUGGAAGAAACUGAGCGAACCUUCGACUUAUUCUGGUCGCACCACAGCUCACGUUUGCGACAUUGUCUGGCCCUGAGGCAGUUUGAGCAAGAUUUUCGAGAAUUGCAAGCAACGUUGGAUCAACACUUGAAGACGGCGGAAGAAAUGACAGAAGUCGGCGAGACGCAAGCGAGAGUGGAACAAUUGUUAUGCGACACUUCGGCGUUCCAGCGAAUAUGCAGAGGAGACAUAGACCGCGCGGAAGAGGUGAUAUCCGCCGGUCAACAGCUAUUGUCUGGCAGGCAUCAGUGCCCGGCAGAUGUUGUAGAGCCCAAGUGCGUGGAGCUACAGAGAGUCUGUACGAUUCUUAGUCAGAGACUAGAGAGACGAUUGCACAUGCUGACCAAGUGCAGAGAGCUCAUGGAGCGUAUAGACAAGGCCAACACUUGGUGCACGCGAGGGAUAGAAUUGCUCGCGUCGCAAAACAGCACCACACCGCCGGAUCAGGCACUUCAAGAGCUGCAGCAGUUGAUCGAAGCCGCAGAGGAGUUUCAUCAUCCCCGAUGCAUCUUCCAGGACUCCGUGAUGCCGGAAACCAAGGCGCUUAUUACGCAGGUUCUUCAAAGGAUAGAGGACGUAUCUCUGAUGUGCGACAAGAGAAUAAUGGCACUAAAACAGCAAUUGAUCAAGCCAGCCAGGCCAGUGCAAACUGUCACACCAGAACCAGUCAAACCCUUGCAAUCACUGCCUCAAUCUGUGAAACCUGGCAGAGUCUUGAAGAAAGCCAACACCAUGCCAAAGAUGGAGAUGAGCCCUAUAGAGGGAGAAUCCUCGUCGCCAGAGAGCGAGCCUCGGGACGUCGAAGCCUUGCGCUUAAAGCGUGGCCAUGUCCUGGCGGAACUUGUGGAGACUGAGCGAAUCUACGUCGCCGAGCUCGGCUCGAUAAUCAAGGGCUAUAAGAUGGAAAUGUCGAACGAGGCGAUGGUUCAUUUGAUACCUGCGGCGUUGACCGGCAAGGCGGACGUUUUGUUCGGCAAUUUAGAAGAUAUUUAUAUUUUUCACGGGGAGACAUUCUUGAGGGACUUGGAGAACUGCAUCUCAAAUACUGAGCUCGUCGCCCUGUGCUUUGUCCAAAGGCGCGAGAUGUUCUUUAGACUGUACAGUUAUUAUUGUCAAAAUAUACCGCGCUCGGAACGGCUGCGCGAGCAGAUACAAGGCGAGCCGCAGUUUCUCGCAGCCUGUCAGCAGAAACUCGGCCAUAAGUUGCCGCUCGCUGCCUACCUUCUCAAGCCCGUGCAACGUAUCACCAAGUACCAGUUGUUGUUGAAGGAUCUGUUAAAGUAUAGCGACGAGCCGUCAUGUUGCACUGAGCUACAGGAAGCGUUGGAUUGCAUGCUGGUCGUGUUGAAGUGUGUUAAUGACAGCAUGCAUCAAACUGCAAUAACGGGUUUCGGAGGAGACCUGACCGCACAGGGUGAAUUGUUGUUACAAGGCUCGUUCAGUGUUUGGAGCAGCAGUAAGCGGGAGCGACUGCUGCGACUGAAACCGUCUCAGCGACAUAUUUUCUUAUAUGAGAAGGCUCUGAUAUUUUGUAAGCACAGCAAGCCUCAAGCUCACAACAAAGCUACGUAUCAUUUUAAAAGAUAUUUGAAGAUGUCACAGAUCGGUUUGACAGAAUCGGUGAAGGGCGACGCCAGACGAUUCGAGAUAUGGCUGCAGGGCAGAGCUGAGGUGCACACGAUACAGGCGCCCAGUAUCGACGUCAAGCAAUCCUGGGUGCGCCAGAUUAAAGGCGUCUUGAUGUCUCAGCUAGCCGAACUCAAGGGCAAGCAGAAUUCAGCUCUUGGAAAAUCCAAUCACAAACCGCUGCGACAGACGAUCUCGUGGGAAACUCAAAGCAGCAUUUCGGGCUCUUUGCGGACGUUAUCCGUCGACGGCAACAGCGUUAUAUCGCAUAUGCCCGACGUAUCACAGUCUACGGAAGAUGAUGCAGCCUGGAGCUCGGAGAACAGCAAUACCGACGAGGAAGACGCGUUUGCUGACAGCCCGGGACCUGCACCUGGCGGAAGAUACGUGGCAUUGGCAGAUUAUUGUGCAGUGGGGCAGUCGGAGGUGACAAUGCGCGAGGGCGACACGUUGGAGCUUCUCAAGGUGGGCUGUGCCGGUUGGUGGUUCGUGAAAUUGAUCGGCACCGGCGUGGAGGGUUGGGCACCGGCGGCCUACCUGGAGCCGAUCAGCCGCAAAACGUCCCGAAGCUCGCAGUCGGUCAACAGUCAGGAGACCAUAUGAAACAGGCGACUAACACACUAGAGAGCUCGCUAGUGUGUUAGGUGUCUUCGAUAUAUACACAUGAUUCCGCGAGGAUUGCUGCGGAAGUUGUCGAGACGUGCGCCGCUGGAAUUCACCGCGGAUCUUCCGAUGAGAGCAAGCCGACCAGCAACGUCGACAACGGCAACGGUUUUUGGAAAUCUUUUACAGAGCAUUCGCACGACGUUGAGUUGCGUAUCUUUGUUGUACAACAUGGCAUACGUAUACACACACAUACACACACACACACAUACACACACACACACACAUAUAUAUAUAUAUAUAUAUAUAUACACAAUGUCCGAGCGACGCUUUUGCAUUUCGCGACGCGAGCGUUGAGUUCAACGGGCCAAGAUUUUUACGUUUGUGCGAAUUUUAUACCGACGCAUGCAGGACGAUGUGGAGAGAGGCAGAACGGAGCGGAAAGCUUCAUGUUUCAUGAUCGCGUUACAGACAGUUGACACGAACGAUCGCGUUUCGUUCGCGUCGCGUCAGCUCGCAAAUGUGCUCGUUCUCGCGAGCGCCGAGACGGCAUUUACUGAAUUGUACAAAAUACAUAGCGUCGAAUUAAGCGUUGAGAGGUAUAUGUGCACGCACACAACAGAGAUUAUGGUUCGAUCUCGUGUCUCGUGAUCACUACUCUACUACAGAUAAUGUUAUAUAAAUUUCUACACAAUAUAGCGCAUGCUAUAAUCGAAGACAAGAGGGGCGAGAGAGAAAGAGAGAGAGAGAGAGAGAGAGAGACAAGAGGAGUGAUAUGUCGCUGAUAUGUCAGGCGUAUAUCCUCGUUCAGUUACUCGCAAUUCAUUUAGUGUCUGUGUGUGUAAGAGGAAGUUGCGCGUGCAAGCGUAAUAUACGCUGUAUACUACGCUUGUAUAAAUAGUAGUUCUUACUUGCGACCUGGGUAAUCAAAUAUCGGCUGUACGCGAAUAUUCCAAAGCUAAUGUCGUUAAGAGAGACGCGCGCGACACUUUCGUCCAUUGUAUUCUAUGCACGACACGCAUGACUUUCUUCGGUAUAAAGAGAAUCGCGUGCUCUUCGUGGGGACACGACCCUCUUUCAUCCGACACGCGCGGCGUGUUUUCGCGGUAUUUCAUGAGUAACUUAGGCGCGAUCGUUGACUGCAUCACUUGUGUAUCGUUAUCAUACAUUGGCUUAAAGCUCUUUUAAGUAGUGUUAGAUGCGUCGCGAUCAAUCAAAUAGUACAAUUUAGUCGCGGGCUCUCGAGAACGUCAUUGGGUGUUUCGUUCGAGGGUCGGUGGGGUUGCUUCUUGAAUUUAGAAUAUUCGUGAAUUAUCGGAGACAGCUGUUCGAGCCUUCGAGGGGUUGGGAGGGGAGAUGUGUGAUACAAUGUUAGAGUGACGCUUCUGUGGAUUGAUUGCCGUAAGAGCAUAUACAGAAAAAGAGAAAAUGUUUAAUUAAUAUAUUCGCCAUUUUUAGAUCGUUAGAUACAUUGUUGACAAGUCGUUGCGACCAAAUAAGUUCGUUAUAAUCGAUGCGAAUCCGACGAUGUAUCAGCCGUUCGUUUCGAAAGGAUGACGGUGGAGGUACGGAAGAGGAGGAGAGGGGGAUGAAAAGUCGGGGAAUCAUAUGCGAGAGGCGCGUGUACACAGAGUUUUCUAGAAGCUAAACGGUUAACACCAAAUUACAUGCAAUAUCCGACUACCGAUUACGGUAAAUUUUAAACACCUAAUACCUUAGUACUAUACAUAUAUACAUAUAUAUAUAUAAUAAGCAAUCUCAGUUCUAGCGGAUUUCAUAUAACCCACCACUUUCAUAAAUUUCCAAUAAUGAUAUAACGAGUGUAUCAUAGUAUCGUUUGUACUAAAACGUUUGUAUGGAUACUGAUAACAUAAUCUAAGGGGAUUUUUGCAAUCGCUAUGGAUUUCUUCUCCGUAUUUACGUUGAUUGAGUCCGCUCGUAGGGGAAUGCGUGUACGCGAAGUUUCGUCGCAGUUCUUUUUCUUUUUUUCCCGUUUUGAAGUUACACAGCCUACAUGAGUCUCAUUUUUCGGUGUUUAUAGCUCGCGCAUUAUUUGUACAGAAGAGAACAAAGUUCCACGGUAUACAUAUUUAUUAGAUAGAGAUAUUUAUUGAAUAGAAUAUUUUAUAUAUUUAUCGCGAUGAUUCCCAGCGAUUGACAGAUCAGCCCGAUUGUUCACAGCGACCGACGUAUUGUAAACGCGAUGUACGACAUGAUGAAGGCUAAUUAUGUAUGAUAGACGGUUAAAAUGUUAAGACGCCGGGAUCACGGUAAUAUGAAGCGAAGAGAUGGGAAUUCGUCUUCUCGUUAAUUGAGAAAGGAGCAUUGUCUGCGCUUCGCGUUCGUAGAGCUUGCGCUUUGGCUGUUCGGAUCGUUGCAUUUCUGUCGCGUGGUGAAUGUUUUAGUCUCUGCUGUUGAUAUUCGCCGGUCGUGCUUAGACUUGGAACACACGUACUUUUGUACACACCUAUAUCCAUUUAUAAGCCGUCCUUAUAUUACCCGUAAGAUUUCGAUCAAACGAGCGAUUGAUUUAAAGGAUCCAUUUGUACACGUCCUUUUAGUUUAAUAUAGUGUUUUUUUAGAGCACGGUUCGGAGAUGAACGCAAGCGGUUUAACUUGUAGAUUUCCUUCGCGUGCGCUAGCAAUCCCGCUGUGAAGUAUCGGUAACCCGUAGGCGGCUAACGCCGCUCGUAUCACAUUCAAUUGUAUCAAAAACACCUCCGCAGAACUGUGUGUGUGCGAUCUCUUCGUCGAAGGGGCAGCGUCCCCGCAAUUUUUGAGUAAAAUCACGACUGAGCGACCAAGUUGUGGUGAUAUCUAAACGACAGAGAAAGAGGCAAGGCGUUUUGUAGAAAUUAUAAAUAUAUA
Harpegnathos saltator (Jerdon's jumping ant) is the source of this 6958-nucleotide messenger RNA. Its product is annotated as guanine nucleotide exchange factor DBS. Gene Ontology annotation, biological process: intracellular signal transduction. The coding region runs from base 944 to 4090 and encodes 1048 amino acids. Gene Ontology annotation, molecular function: guanyl-nucleotide exchange factor activity; protein binding. The transcript has 17 exons. The record is from RefSeq and is a predicted model, not a curated record. Gene Ontology annotation, cellular component: cytoplasm. Lineage: Eukaryota; Metazoa; Arthropoda; Insecta; Hymenoptera; Formicidae.